Messenger RNA from Thamnophis sirtalis, 1328 nucleotides. RefSeq names its product G protein-coupled receptor 3 (gene GPR3). Lineage: Eukaryota; Metazoa; Chordata; Lepidosauria; Squamata; Natricidae. Gene Ontology annotation, molecular function: G protein-coupled receptor activity. The record is from RefSeq and is a predicted model, not a curated record. Gene Ontology annotation, biological process: G protein-coupled receptor signaling pathway. Gene Ontology annotation, cellular component: membrane.
GGGGUUCUUCCAUCCUCGCAACCCCACCUGCUAAGCUCCGGCCGCAUCUGCAUUGGGAGAGGCGGAUUCCUUCGACCAGCAGCCACCCAAUCGGACGCCCGGAUCGACCCCGCUGCUGUCCGCCUCCCCCUCCCCAACCGAGGCUUUUUUCUCGCUGAAUGUGCAGUGGGACCCUCUUCCAAGAUCACAGGUAGAGAGCAUGAAAGAGGAACUGCCCACCAACACCACCAAGAUCCAGCCAGGCUGGUUUGUGCCAACUAAUGGCAGCACCAGCAAGUCCUUCUACUUCUCAGAGACGCCUGCUGCUCUUCCCUUAAAUCCUUGGGAUGUCGUCCUGUGCGUUUCUGGGACGAUCAUCUCCUGUGAGAACGCCAUUGUGGUGGCCAUCAUCUUUUACACUCCAGCUUUUCGGACUCCGAUGUUCCUGCUGAUUGGAAGCUUAGCCACGGCUGAUCUCCUGGCUGGCUUGGGCCUGAUCUUUCACUUUGCCUUUGUUUAUUGCGUCCAGUCCGAGAUGGUUAACCUCCUCACCAUGGGCCUUCUGGUGACCUCCUUCACCGCCAGCGUGGGCAGCCUCCUGGCCAUCACCAUAGACCGCUACUUGUCUCUCUACAACGCGUUGACCUACUACUCAGAGAGGACAGUCACCCGGACCUUCGUCAUCCUCAUCCUCACGUGGGGGGUCUCCAUCAGCGUUGGGCUGUUGCCCGUCAUGGGCUGGAACUGCUUGAAGGACAACACCGCCUGCAGCAUCAUCAAGCCGUUGAACAAGGACCACCUCGUCAUCCUGUCCAUUUCCUUCUUCAUGGUCUUUGCGGUCAUGUUGCAGCUCUACGUGCAGAUCUGCAAGAUUGUGUGUCGGCAUGCCCAGCAGAUCGCCCUGCAGAGACACUUCUUGGCGACGUCGCACUACGUCACUACCCGGAAAGGCAUCUCCACAUUGACUCUCAUCCUGGGGACCUUUGCUUCAUGCUGGUUACCCUUUGCUGUUUACUGUCUCCUGGGAGAUUACACCUACCCUGCCCUCUACACCUAUAUGACUGUGCUCCCGGCCACCUACAACUCCAUGAUCAACCCGGUGAUUUAUGCCUUCCGGAACCAGGAAAUCCAGAAAGUCUUAUGGGCAAUAUGCUGCAGCUGUAUCUCCUCCUCUAUGCCUUUCCAGUCCAGAUCGCCCAGUGACGUCUGAGUCCUCUUUCUCUCUCUCUCUCUGCUCCAGCAGCCUUCUCCCCAAUCUCUUGCCACUCCAAUGUGCAAAGCCUUUCUUUCUAAUGUCCUUCCCCUUCCCCUUUGCCAAUGUAAGUGACCUGGAUGUCCUAUAUUUUUAU